UUGAAGGGAGCUGCUAUGUUUUUGCCUGCUAGAGGUGGAAAUAACAGUUAAGGAACCGAAAGAGGUUGGGUGGAUUUACAGAAGGGACUCCCCCCCCCCUACCGCCCACCACUUUCCUUGAGUUAAAGGUCUUUAAGUGCUUGGUAUAUGUUUCAGAUUUGCUGGAUAUUAAAGCGAGUCUAAAGAUGUUACAGUUCUCAGCAGGCUAUUGGGGGAAAUAGAUGUUACACUUCAAGUCGCAAAUCAAGACAGAGAGCUGUGAUUCAGGAAAGAACGCCAGGUGGGAGAAGAGGAGAGUUAAUUAAUUAGUUUGCAAGCAUAGCAGAAGAGGAUUACUCUGAGCGACUGAAGAUCAUCUCUUGCUAGUUAACAGCCCUAUCCCAAAACUCUUGAUUGUUUUUACGUUUUUCUUAAAAAAUAGGAAUGCCUACAUCAACUGACCCAGGUCUGGUCUUCUGCUCCAUCAGUGCAGAAAAAAUGAUAACAGCAGUGGAAAUUUGGAAGUCUGAAUUUCAGCUUUCCUAGAAAUAACUGCCAGCCUGAUAUAUCCAGCUAAUAUUUUUAAAGGGGGAGAAAAUAAAACCACCAAGAUGCUAAGCGCUGAGAUGACAACGUUGACAUGAGGAAUAGGUAGUCCACAACUUGUCCCCCCUCUCUGGCUACUUGGAAAACAGACCUCAUAGGAGAUAAGAAGGGAAAACAAGGAAUUUUUGUUUUAGUUUAUUGCAUCUUUUAUAUUUUUUUUAAAAUGGACCAAACUGUGCUCAAAGCUCUAGUGAGCUUGCUGUGGAAUUAUUGGAUUUUAAUGGGUUCUGCUAAGGGAAGCAUAGGAGACAAUCACGUCCACUCCAGUUUUAUUUACAGGAGACUUCGGAACCAUGAACGGAAAGAGAUCCAGAGAGAGAUCCUCUCUAUUCUGGGUUUACCUCACAGACCCAGGCCUUUCUCACCUGGAAAACAAGCUUCCUCUGCCCCGCUCUUCAUGCUGGACCUAUACAAUGCUAUGACCAAUGAAGAUGAGACUGAAGAACUGGAGUAUUCACUAAGGGGACCUCUGAGAGGCGAGAACAGAGGGUUAAGGAGGGCAUAUCCUGCAUCUCCAAAUGGAUUCUCUCGAAGAAUACAGUUCUCACGUACAGCUUCAUUGACUACACAGAGCCCUCCGUUAGCUAGCCUGCAUGAUGCCAACUUUCUGAAUGAUGCAGACAUGGUCAUGAGCUUUGUCAAUUUAGUUGAAAGAGACAAAGACUUUUCCCACCAAAGACGCCAUUACAAAGAAUUUCGGUUUGACUUGACACAGAUCCCUCAUGGAGAGGCAGUGACGGCAGCUGAAUUUCGGAUUUACAAGGAUCGAAGUUACAGUCGAUUUGAGAACGAAAGUAUUAAGAUCAGCAUUUAUCAGAUUAUCAAGGAGUACCCAAACAGGGAUGCAGACUUGUUCCUAUUAGAUACAAGAAAGACUCAAGCAUUUGAUGUUGGCUGGCUUGUGUUUGACAUCACCGUAACCAGCAAUCACUGGGUGAUUAAUCCACAGAAUAAUUUAGGAUUACAGCUCUGUGCAGAAAUAGCAGAUGGUCGCAGUAUCAAUGUAAAGUCGGCUGGUCUUAUAGGAAGGCAUGGGCCACAGUCUAAACAGCCAUUCAUGGUUGCAUUCUUCAAAGCCAGUGAAGUUCUUUUGCGAUCUGUCCGAGCUGCUAACAACAAAAAGAAAAACCAGAACCGCAAUAAAUCCAGCAGUCCUCAAGAUUCCUCAAGAAUGUCAAGUGUUGGAGGUGAUGGUGUCGCGGAUCAAAUUUUCCAGGAAGACUUUCAGCACCCCACGGGUCGCCUCACAGAUCAAGCCUGAGAUGCGCUUGAUGCCUCUGCGGUGGGCCAGGCACUGGACGGCCAGCUUAGUAACGCCCUGGAUGUUGUCGUGGAGCACCUUGCAGUGCUGCUUGGUGCCCCCUUCUGGAUGCCACUCUUCUGGUCACAUGGGGGCGCAAAAUUGGCCCCCCAUGUGACCAGAGAAAGAUGGAAGUGAGUGGGUGGAGCUGGGUGACCUCAACCCUGCCCAUAUUGAUGACACAUGGGCAGGGUCGAGGGAGCUCAAAGAUGGGGAGGCAGCAGGAAGUCCUCCGAGAGCCCUUGACUCAUCUUCUCCGAGAGCCCUUGACUCCACCCAUGAAUGGGGUUGAGGGCGCUGGGGAGAGCAAUAAAGCAUUUAAUUUAUAUCCAUCCUUGCUGUUAAAGCACUGAGGGCUCAGACUACUCAACACCAUUUUCAAUGGGUAUACAAAGCUCAAAGCGUUCUGGGACUUCUCCCAUUAUUUCUGAGAACAGUAGAAUACUAUGGGCACGAGGCAGCAAGUUCAAUACUUUUAAGUCUCAGUGAUACCAGUCGAAGAGAUUUGAUGGUGUCCUCAACUGUUUCAUGGCAUUUAAUAGGAUUUUAAGAUACUUAGGAUCAUCUCUUCUGCAUAUGCAGUGGAGAUGCCAACUGUACAUGUAGAGGUUUUCUUUUGAUGGAACAAAUACUUGUACUUACAGAUUUAGUCAUGUACACAUUAGGUUUUGAUUCAAGUGAUGGGCUUGGAUCAUGUGCUGGGUGACCUUGGGCCAAACACACUCUCAGCCCUGACUCUGGCUAGUAUUUGGUUGGCAGACCUUCAAGGAAUACCAGGGUGAUGUGGAGGCAGGCAAUGACAAACCACCUCUGAAUGUCUUUUGCCUUGAAAACCCUACGGGGCCACCAUAAGUCAGCUGUAACUUGACGGCAAAAAAAAGGUCACCUUGUGGCCAUUUUACUGUGAUUGUUCUUGGAGAAAGAAGAAAGGAAAAUUCUGCCCCUACCCAGUAUUCUGUUUUCAUGAAACACCUUACCCAAGUGGAAAAAGGACAGAUUUCUGGUUAUUUCCCUACAAGUUUCUAUUCUCUAUCCCACUCCACAAUUAUUUGGGGAAAGGAGGGAGAAGGAGGUGUGAGGAAGGGGGAGAAUAAAUUUGUUCCACACAUGGUUCAUUGGAUCCUCACCGACAGAUGCAUAGGUUUUUACUUCCUUUUUAAAAAAUCCCAUUUCAAAUAUUCAUUGUAUGCCUGGGGAUAUUUUAGGAGUUUCCAAUUUGAUUUCCUUGUCCUCUCUUGAAAGCGUUUUUCCUGCUACAUAAAGAUUUUUAAAUCUAACUCCAGUUUCCAAAUUUUUUGGGUACAAAGUUUAUUCAGCCACAGUAUCCCCUGUUUUUGAUUCCUAGCACAGUGAGCAUAUGGCCCUUGAAACCCCACUAAGUGAAAUUGGAUCUUUGGCACCAUAUUCUAUAUUGUAAAUGUCACCCUAGUUGUUUCCAUGGAAUCUAACAUUACAUCUCACAUUUGUCUCAUCUCAGAUGCAGAACAGUAAGGAAGGAAUAUGGAUUUUGUUUAAUAGUUUUGAAUCCUAAAUAGGUGUGUGGUCAUAUGGGUUUUCUAAGAUUGAGUAUUGAAUGUACAUUUCCACAUCAAGUGUGCUGGAACAUUCCUUUAAAAACAUCUACAAAGCACUCAUCUGUUUUCAAAUUGUACAAAAGUGAAAUGAAAUUUUUACAUAUUUCUGGAGUAACAUUUUUUGCAAAAAAAGCACAAGGGUUUUGUGUGGAGAGACAGACUUCCAAAGAACAUGUAGAGAAUCAAGGAAUGCAGUAUAUUUCUGUGUCUCUACUGUGAGACUGUCUAUAUCCUAAUAGCAAAGAUGUCCAAAUCUGAGGAUACUUAAAUCCAGUGACUGGAUCAUUGAUCAGGCAAGAAAGUUCUUUCUACAAAAAAAGCUUUUUCCAGACAGAACAUUUAAAAUGUUGUGCAAAUGUUUUGAAAAUAACUGUUUUGGCUAUUUUUCUACACAUGGUGCAGAAAAAUAAAGUAUUUCCAGCAACAGCAGUUCCUUCCUUUAAAAAACAAACAAACCAUUGUCAUAUCUUUCAAGCAACAGAGACUCGAUAUCUAAAGCCUUGCUAAUUCUCAUUUUGUGUCUGCGCAGCUUCAAUGAUACCUCACUCAAUUAAAAAAAAACCCAGAAGAACUAUAUUUGCAUAAUUGGCAGGCAAUAGUGACUUUAUUAGUGCAUAGCAAUGGUGGGAAUGCCAGGUAGCUGCAAUGCUAGGGGAGGAAAUGUCCAUAGGACACUUCAGCAAGUGGCAGACAUCACAGAGAAGCAGCAAAAAAUGGAGGGCAGCAAGCACAAAGAAAUGAAAGUGAGAACUUUCAUUGGACAGGAGAAAUGAAACAUUUCCUGAU
Sphaerodactylus townsendi is the source of this 4245-nucleotide messenger RNA. RefSeq names its product bone morphogenetic protein 5 (gene BMP5). Gene Ontology annotation, biological process: SMAD protein signal transduction. The coding region runs from base 749 to 1846 and encodes 365 amino acids. Gene Ontology annotation, cellular component: extracellular region. NCBI's taxonomy places the organism in Eukaryota, Metazoa, Chordata, Lepidosauria, Squamata, Sphaerodactylidae. Gene Ontology annotation, molecular function: growth factor activity; cytokine activity. The transcript has 5 exons. The record is from RefSeq and is a predicted model, not a curated record.